This is a messenger RNA of Mollisia scopiformis, 804 nucleotides long. RefSeq names its product NAD(P)-binding protein. The transcript is spliced from 4 exons. Bases 1 to 804 code for a protein of 267 amino acids. NCBI's taxonomy places the organism in Eukaryota, Fungi, Ascomycota, Leotiomycetes, Helotiales, Mollisiaceae. The record is from RefSeq and is a predicted model, not a curated record. Gene Ontology annotation, molecular function: oxidoreductase activity, acting on the CH-OH group of donors, NAD or NADP as acceptor.
AUGUCCUCGUAUUUCAUUACAGGUGUCGCACGUGGGCUUGGAUUCGAGUUUGUUCGUCAACUGUCGACUAACCCAGCAAACACCAUCAUUGGACUUGUUCGUGACAAAACCGCAACGGAAAAGAAGGUUUCAGAGGAACUCUCGGGUCGCAAGAAUGUUCAUCUCAUUCAAGGAGAUAUGGUGGAUUACGCGUCACUGAAGAAAGCUGUCGACGAGAUAGCAACCAUCACUGGAGGGAAACUCGACUACGUUAUCGCUAACGCCGCGUUCUUGUCCGUCUGGGCUGCUUUCGAACCUUUUAGUUUGUUGGCAAAGGAACCCGAAAAACUUGAGAAGGAGUUGGUAGAUAUGUUCACCGUCAAUGUCGUCGGAAACAUUCAUUUGUUCAACUUGAUCACACCACUCGUUCUCAAGGGGAAUGGAAAGAAAAUCAUAGCGAUUUCUUCGGGGUUGGGAGAUCAAGAAAUGGCUAUAAACUAUGAGCUUUUCCAAAAUGCUCCAUACUCCAUCAGUAAGACUGCUUUGGACAUGGCAGUUGCCAAAUUUCACGCCGAGUAUCGUAAAGAUGACGUUCUUUUCAUGUGUAUUUCCCCAGGAAUGGUUGAUACUGGCUACAUUGAUCCGGAAACGGCAUUACUUAAUGAUAUGAUCGGAAAAUUCAUGAAAUAUGCUCCUGAUUUCAACGGCCCGACUCCUAUCGACGUCGCUAUUCAACGCAUCUUGUCUGUCAUGGACAAGUCGAGUGUUGAAGCUGGCGAUGGUGGAAAGUCGUUGUCUCAGUUUGGGAACAAACAGUGGUUGUGA